Molecule: messenger RNA, 627 nt
Organism: Guillardia theta CCMP2712
Lineage: Eukaryota; Cryptophyceae; Pyrenomonadales; Geminigeraceae
Exons: 3
Biological process (GO): cGMP biosynthetic process; receptor guanylyl cyclase signaling pathway; intracellular signal transduction
Molecular function (GO): peptide receptor activity; guanylate cyclase activity
Source: RefSeq, a predicted model, not a curated record
GAGAGGAAAGCGUCAGACCUGAUCUACGACGUUUUCCCCGAGCACAUUGCGCAUGCUCUGAGGGACGGGAAGAAGGUGGAGCCGGAGAAGAAGGAGAUGGUCUCCAUUUACUUCUCCGACAUCGUCGGCUUCACCGACAUCUGCUCGAAGAUCGACGUGGAGAAAGUCUCUGACAUGCUCGACCGGCUGUACACGGCUCUGGAUCGCAUUGCUGGCGAGCUCGACAUCUUUAAGAUCGAGACCAUCGGAGACGCCUACAUGUGCGUUACCAACCUGGUGGAAGAGCAGGAGGACCAUGCUGCGCGUCUCGCCUUCUUCGCCAUGAAGGCGGUCCAGGUGGCAGCUGAGACGAUGGUCGACGAGGAGCAGAAGGAGCUGGGGUGCGUGAAGCUGAGGAUCGGAAUCAACUCGGGCCCUGUGGUGGCCAACGUCAUAGGAACUUCAAGGCCCAAGUACACGUUGUUCGGUGAUACAGUGAAUAUUGCCUCGAGAAUGGAGUCAAACUCUCUUCCGCAGAAGAUCUUGUGCAGUGAGGAGCAGAAGCAGUCGUUCGAGCAGCGAGUGUGUGUGCUGGAACGAGGGAUCAUUCGAGUGAAGGGCAAGGGACCGAUGGAGACGUAUUGGAUC